CUUUUCCUAACGCAGCAGACCAGAGAAUCAACCAAUGAAGAAGGAGCAUUUCGGAGGUUUUCCGCUUUCCCCGAAGUUCUUGACAGAUCCGACUUCAGAUUGAAAGAAUUCAAGAUGGCUGCUACAGGCUCCGAGUAAAGGGCUAACUCUUCUGGAUUCCACUGUGCAUGAAGCUCUCCUGAGGUUGUGGUGUCUAAGUGCUCUGUGCCCCAGCUCCUCUUGCCUCUCAUCAUGUCCUCCACCUCCUCCUACUCCUCCUCGGGGGACACUAGUCCGGAGGAUGUACCCCGAGGUGGGGGCACUAUCCGAGUCUACCUCCCCAACAAACAGAGGACAGUGGUGAAUGUUCGGCAAGGGCAGACUGUGUAUGAGAGUCUGGAUAAAGCGCUCAAAGUGAGAGGCCUGAGCCAAGACUGCUGUGCUGUAUUUCGCCUUCUAGAAGGUCGUAAGAGACUGACGGAUUGGGACACAGACAUCACUCCGCUGGUUGGAGAGGAGCUUUUAGUCGAGGUCCUGGAUGAUAUUCCCCUCACCAUGCACAACUUUGUACGGAAAACCUUCUUCAAGCUGGCUUACUGUGAUUUUUGCCACAAGUUUCUUUUUAAUGGCUUCAGAUGUCAGACAUGCGGCUACAAAUUUCACCAGCACUGCAGUAGCAAAGUCCCUACUGUGUGCGUGGACAUGGAUACAGUGAGCAAACGGUGUGAUCCUAAUCCCUGCACAGAUGAGUACCCAAGGAUACUUUUGCCAGAAAAUUCCCCAUCACAGAGCAACCUAGCCUUAACCCCAGAGCCUGCUGGGAUGGACCUCCUGUCCCCAACCUCUGCCUUCCGUUUCCCCAUGCCGGGUGGAGAUGGCCAGUCUCUACAAAGACAUCGCUCCACCUCCACCCCCAAUGUCCAUAUGGUCAGCACAGUGGGCCCUGCUGGUACAAGCAUUAUAGAGGAAGCACUAAAGUUCAGCAACCCAAUGGGUCCUGAGCCCUCACCAAAGCCCUCCACCAGCCCGCCCACUACUCUGGGCUCUCCUGGGAGGAGACCACCCAAAUCUCCAUCAGAGCACAAGGAGCGCAAGCCCUCCUCGUCCGACGACAAAAAGAAAGUGCACCGAGGGGGCUACAGAGACUCAAGUUACUACUGGGAGGUCCAUUCUCGAGAAGUCACCAUUCAGAAGAGAAUAGGUGCUGGCUCCUUUGGAACAGUCUUCAAGGGUAAAUGGCAUGGAGACGUGGCAAUCAAGAUCCUUAAAGUCACUGAGCCAACGCCUGAACAGUUGCAGGCCUUCAAAAAUGAAAUGCAGGUCUUACGGAAGACCCGCCACGUCAACAUCCUGCUGUUCAUGGGCUAUAUGACUAAGCCUAACUUUGCCAUCAUCACACAGUGGUGUGAAGGCAGCAGCCUGUACCGCCAUCUGCAUGUCACAGAAUCCAAGUUUGACACUAUGCGUCGCAUUGAUGUGGCCAGACAAACAGCACAGGGCAUGGAUUAUCUUCACGCGAAGAACAUAAUUCAUCGAGAUCUGAAAUCAAACAAUAUUUUUCUCCAUGAGGGCUGGACUGUUAAGAUUGGUGACUUUGGCUUGGCCACAGUGAAGUCUCGGUGGAGCGGCUCUCAACAAGUAGAACAGCCCAGUGGAUCCAUUCUGUGGAUGGCUCCUGAGGUGAUCCGAAUGCAGGACAGCAACCCAUAUACGUUCCAGUCUGACGUGUACGGCUACGGAGUAGUGCUGUAUGAGCUGAUGUCAGGGACCCUGCCUUACUCCAUUAUCAACAACAGAGACCAGAUAAUCUUUAUGGUUGGACGUGGUUACUUGUCUCCAGACCUCAGUAAGCUGUCUAGUACCUCGCCCAAGUCAAUGAAAAGGCUUAUCAUUGACUGCCUGAAGUUCAAACGCGAUGAGAGGCCCCUGUUUCCACAGAUCCUGGUAGCCAUUGAGCAGGUUCAAGAUCUGCUGCCAAAAAUUGAGCGAAGUCGCUCCGAGCCAUCGCUCCAUCGGGCCGUGCAUGCGGAGGACCUGAACCCCCUUUUGUUCCACACCACCAGGCUGAUGCCCCUCUAAGCCCCCAACAGCAUGGGACAGAGAGGUCGUCACACUGUCCAAAACCAGACCACAAGCCCCAACUCACUCCCUGCCCCCCAGAGCCCUGGAGCUGCCGCACUCAACGCAAACUCAGUAACUGCAGAAAUAUUAGCAACACACUGUUAAGACUGAUAGUGAAUGUUCUUUUCCUUUGUACACUUGACAAAGAUCUGCCCAAGUGAAAUAACUGUCCACUGUAUCUAAUAGGAUGUUAAAAUGCCUCUAUUCAGUCUAUUUGAGAAAAAUCAUCAAACAGUUUGCAUUACAUACUCUGACCUACUAAGAGGCAUUUAAAUUGUUUUGAGGAAAUGGUAAAAGAAGACAUGUAUUGCACAUACCCUGCAAAAUUGCGUUACCCAUUUUCAGUAGUAAAAAAGUCUUACUCAGACCUUUUAAGAAGCACUGUGAUCAUAGUCAAAAUAUUUAAAUCGGUUCAACAGCCAUAUUACUGGAUCUGCUGGUUCAGGUCACCUGAUCAGCUUACAUAUUUCAAAUGCUCAGUUUUCAUGUGUCCCUUUUAGUUAGCCUUUUAUUCACAUGCGAUGGGAGAUCUGACAUGUGAUGCUAGUGAUUUGAAAGCAAACACAGUGCCUGUUUGGGAGUCCUUUUUAAAAGAUAAGUAAUUUUGUUUUAGUGCGACCCUCCCACAUUCUGCUGCUUUUGCAAAUAUUUCAGUGCUAGAAUUUUUGUUGUAUUUAACCAAAAUAACAAAUUAACAAGAGGAGGCAGAGGAAGAGAGAACUCAACCUUUUGGAAGCCUAGAAUAGAUGGGCAACCUCAAACACUAAACUAUGCACAAAGGUCUAGUUAAAAAUAAAAAAAGAAUAGUUAAUUUGGUGAAAGGGUCUCUGCACAUGCUGUAUAGCAGCGACAGGCUAGUUGCAAAUCAAAAUUACAUUUCCUUAACACCUCAGAAUAACUAUCUAAUAAGAAUCUAAUUUGGAUGGACAUACUCAAAGUUUAAGCUCUUUUUAAACCCGAGUUUCCAUUGAUGUUGCAACGAACUCAAAAAAAGAGCAUUUGACAUGUGAAAGUUGAACAGUUAACUCAGCAAGGCAACAACAGGCCAAGUUCAUCUGGUUUCACACUACUUUGAAGAACAUUAGUUAGUUAAUUAAUCAGCUAAAAGUUACUUGUAAGAUUAUUUACCUUACCCCACUGGGUUUUCUUUCAGCUUGUAUAUAAGUUCCGUCUGAAUACAGGAUUAAAUUGUUAGGACCAACAUUUUUGCAGUGUACGUUACAAAAAAGGGCAUGUCUGAUGAUUUAAUUUGUCAUUCUGAUAUUUAACAUUUCUAAGAUUCCAAAAUACAAGGUUUAACAAUUUGCCCAAGCAUUUUAUUUUUUCCAGUUCAGGAACUUUACAUUAAUAACCGAUUCUGUUGCAGAUAGAAAUAAUUGUAUUAGGAUAGAUAAGGUUAAGGGCUCUCAGUAGUCAGAAAGCAUAGUAUUGAUCAAUUCUAUGGCAACUACUUUUACUGCAACAUUGAAAUCAUGUGUAAAAUCAGCUCACUUUAAUGGUCUGCCCCUAAUACACGCUGACUUAAACACGUUAACACUCGAGUUUUACCAGAAUGUCAUCAUGCUCCAGAUUGUAGAUGACGGGCUUUUACGUGGUUUUCUUUUUUUAAAUGAUAAUUUUUAGCCUACAGAGCGGUUGACAGACCAUAGUGCAUUCUAAGUGGUUAGUUGGAUGGCUGCUACAUAUAAUGUAUUUUCUGUUUCUGCUUUUUUCUGCACCUCAGAGACGAGACAUACUGGGACUGAAAUGCACCCCCAUGGCACAUCGCUUUAACAAGUCUUCUGCACAGUCUAGUCUUAAAAGUUUAUUCUUAAUGCUCUCAAACACUGCACCAUGGAUUAGCCGCAGGUUGCUAUUUCACACUUAUUACACUUAAACUGGUACUGUAGCUGUUGAGGUUGCAUUGACACCGUGAGUAACUUUGUUAAAUGAGUUCUUCCAAUUUGGACGCAUUGUGGGAGGUGUGAGAAGUGAAAUUAAAGUUAUGCUAAUACUUUAAAACAAUUCAGUAUGCUUAAAAUGCAUUAGGAGCUUAGCGCCACCUAAGAAGAUUUUGAUUGGUCUAUGAAAAUACAAACCACCCUGAGCACUUACUCCCCAACAAGCGAAUGUUAACAGAUGCAGCCAGACCAUACUCCAGCGGUGACACAGCUCUGUUGAGAUGGGUUUGGCAACGCAAAACUAGACCGCCCGCGAGUUUCAGAUGCUCUAGAUGAUUAAGCAAGCAUUUGGGAGUGAGGCCUUCAAAAUCUGAAUGAGAGUUUAGAUCAUAGAUGUGCAGACAAAGGAGUGGAAGCGCAGCUGGAUCGAUCUUGUAUUCGACAAGUGCUCCUUGAUAAUUCUGGGUGCAUUGUGUUUAUAUCAUCGUGUUGAGGGCUCAUUGCAUGAGUAUAAACUGAUCUCAGUUCCAAAAUAUUAAAAAAAGCAUCUCUCCUUCAAAAAUGUAUUUUAAAAUAAAGGAAACUUGCAUUUUUACAAAAAGUUUUUUUUUACAAAUUGAGAUCAGUUUCUACUCAUGCAAUGAGCCAUUGACAGGACGAUAUAAACACAGCAAAUCAUGAAUUUGGGCUUGUCAAUCAUCCCAUAUUCAUGUAUGUACUGCCAGUUGAGUGCCAUUAAUGAAUUUCUGUUUCACCCUAACUCCAAAGAGUAGUGCAAGCAUACGCUAAUCGUUGGAUUCUAGAUUUUAAGCCUUGUCUUUGUCUUUCAGUUAUUGAUGACUAGUUGCCAUUGAAAACUUCAAAAUAGUAUUUUUUUUUUUUUUUUGCAGGCAGCGCUAAGUUAGAUUUUUAAAUGAGGGCAUGGAAAUCUGUUUAUAGCCAGGAUAUCACAAUAAUUAGGUGUGGCAAAUGGCUUCUGUGAGAUUCAUAAAAUCAAAUGCUUGCAUGUUUUUGGACGCUUCUAUAACUUAAGUAAUUCAUUUGUAGAGGCUGUUUGCAAACCUGUUUGCAAACCAGCCUUCUGUGCUUUGGGUUAGAAAGUUGUCAGUAAUGUUUACAUGCACAUAAUAGUCUGGUUUUUGCCCUUGUUUUCAAAAAAUUUCCAUGUAGCCGUGCAAAAUUUACAAAGUUUACCAGCGGUGGCAGUAGUGCUGGGCGGUAUGACCAAACAUUUGUAUCACGGUAUUUUUUAAGAUUCUGGCAGUUUCACGGUAUAUCACAGUAUUUUCUCUCUUUUGCUUGACUGGGUCUUUGUAUAGGGUUAUUUAGCUGUCAGUAUUCAGUACUGUCAGAAUAUAAAAAGAAACCUUUCAAUAUCAUCAUGUUUACUAAAAGUUUCGACAAUUUUUUAUUUGUACAAAUUACAAAGUAGUAAAAUAAACUUAAAUUAAAUAAAUAAAUACACAUAACAACUUUGACAUGCUUCCUUUUCAAAACAAAAUAGUUGUAAAUUUGCUGUUUAAACACUACCUUGACCACAUGUAAUGUUAGGUUGUUGUAUAAAAGUGGGUGUAGCUCCGCUGUCGGCUUGCUUCAGUGUUUGACUAACGUUAGUGGUUUGGCGGAAGUAUUUGGGCAAGGUAAGACAUCUUAAAUCCAGUUUUUAAUCAUUGCUCUGAACCAGUCUUUCUUGAUGAUCUGUAGUGGGACUGUAGGUUGAUUGUUAUUGUGUAGCUCCGCUGCAUGCAGGCUUGAAGAGACAAGUCUUAACAUCAGCACGGCUGACUAACGUUAGCGACGAGUACAGAUAGCACAAUUGUUUUGUUUUUUUUUUAACCUAAAAACCUCUUCGUAACGGACAUGGCUCCUCUUUUUGCCACAAGUAACUUUCAAUGUCUAUCCUAUCCAUCUUCACCAGAGCCUCCAGUCGCACCAUGCAUUUUACAUUGAAAAGGGUCUGUCUGAAACAGUGUUGCAUGGUGUAGCGUUCCGAAUCAUAUGCACCGAUGUGGGGGUAUACUUUAAAAAUUCAUAUCAUGACGAAAAUAUACAUCGGCAUUCGGUGUGAACCGGUAUACCGCCCAGCACUAGGUGGCAGACAGUGCGAACACAGCGUCCCUCCUUCAUUCCUUCAACCAGCUUCUUGGAAAGGUCGAUGUAGCGACGCGUGCGCAUAUCCAAAAACCUGUUGACAUUUGAGUCUUUGAUAAUGUUUAAAGGUAGCUGUGUUUCUUUUUAUUGGGUCUGCAGCCUUGCAAACUAUUGGCUGGUUGGUUUGUGGACAGAUCCUAUAGCAACGCACAAAGCUGACCAUAAGCCGUAAAUAGGCAAGACGCUGUAAACUGGGGUACAAACCCUGAUUGAGAUGCAUAUUCUGAAUACGCUGUAUAUAUGUCCAAAGAAUGUUUCUAAAACCCAAAUAAUACCGGAAUAUCCAACAUGUCAUAAUUGGAAAAUGCUGUAUUUGGAAAAAGGCCUUAUUCUCAAUAUCCAAUUGGAGUAUGCUGGUUAUAUGACCUGUAUCAAAUUUUGGAAUAUUAUAUUUGGAAUAUAAUAACUAAUUUUUUUUGUUGUCCUUUGGCUAACAUGGUAAAUUGACUCAUUGACACACUUUGGUUCCUUGCUUAGGUUUAUUUUGUUCAGGAUUGUGUUUAAGGCACCGUUCAAAGCUCAGGUGUAUACUGCUUCAGGGUGCAAUAAUGAAUGACGUUUUCACAGCCUUCUAAUUGGGCCCAUGUGGAUUUCCUGUUGCAGUGUAUGUGAAUGACAUCAACUGAAGGGAAGUUAACAGGGGGCCAGGCUGUUGCCUAGCAAUGGAAUUCCAUUAAAAAGGGAUGUAGUCUUCAAUGAAACGUACUGUAUGGGUAUGAACAAUUCAAAGUUGUACAUUUAAAUGACAUACACAGAACCUUUUUCUUCCUCUUAAAUGACAGUUGACGGUUAAGUGCAUCCAUACUAUGAGCAGGAUAGUGCUUUUAGGUUGAAUACAGGUUCCUGUCACAGAUUCAUAUCUGGUAGCCAGUCAGUACGGUCCCUCUUUUUCAUCAAAACA
This is a messenger RNA of Etheostoma spectabile (orangethroat darter), 7032 nucleotides long. It is a transcript of the gene araf, whose product is annotated as A-Raf proto-oncogene, serine/threonine kinase. Gene Ontology annotation, cellular component: cytosol; mitochondrion. Lineage: Eukaryota; Metazoa; Chordata; Actinopteri; Perciformes; Percidae. The record is from RefSeq and is a predicted model, not a curated record. Gene Ontology annotation, biological process: MAPK cascade; protein phosphorylation. Bases 232 to 2058 code for a protein of 608 amino acids. Gene Ontology annotation, molecular function: MAP kinase kinase kinase activity; ATP binding. The transcript has 16 exons.